Lytechinus pictus (painted urchin) is the source of this 1963-nucleotide messenger RNA. RefSeq names its product beta-lactamase domain-containing protein 2-like. The transcript is spliced from 8 exons. The coding region runs from base 188 to 1486 and encodes 432 amino acids. The record is from RefSeq and is a predicted model, not a curated record. NCBI's taxonomy places the organism in Eukaryota, Metazoa, Echinodermata, Echinoidea, Temnopleuroida, Toxopneustidae.
ACAAACAUUGAUAACUGUUUAUCCGUGACCCUAUCCUAAAUUAUGUUUUGUUUGUGAUAGGUCCAUGGUCAUAGGCAGUAUUCUAACGUUGAAAAUGACUCACACACAGAGCAUCAAGUGUAACAAAAGAUCAUGCAUUUGUGAAACUUCAGUGCUCUCUGCAAAAUUCUAUAAAUAACAGAACAAAAUGUCGGUGUGGACCAGCGCAGCAUUGGUUGCGGUGACUGCUGUAAUGGUGACUUGGUUACCCGGCUUCUUUCGACAGCAACCUCCUGUGAUCGUCGACGGAUUCGUUGCAAAAGGCUUUGAAGAGGUUGAGAAGGCUUUCAGGAGAAACUAUGUGACGCAUGUAGACCAGCGCGAAGGGGGCUCUGCCUUCUCGGUUUAUUACAAAGGAAAGAAGGUUGUGGAUAUAUGGGGAGGGUAUGCUGACUAUGACAGCAGACAAGAAUGGAGACAGGAUACCAUGUCUGUUUUCUUCUCUUCAACGAAAGGAAUAGCAUCAAUCUGCAUCGCCAUGUUGGUUGACAGGGGUUUAUUAGAUUAUGAUAAACCUGUAUCAGAAUACUGGCCGGAGUUUGCACAGAAGGGAAAGGGAAAGGUCACAGUUAGACAACUCAUGGAACAUAAGGCAGGCCUUCCGUUGGCUGCCCCACCAGGAUUGAACUUCGAACUCCUAAGCAACGUCGCCAAGGCAGGCAAAUUGAUGGCAUCGACCGAACCGUUGUGGGAUGUCGACGGGAAAACACACGGUUAUCACGGCAUCACCUUUGGCCCUCUGACUAAUGAGCUUCUGCGGAGAGUCGACCCGAAGCACAGAACCAUGGGCCAGUUCUUCCGGGAAGAGCUAGCGGAGCCCUUCGGUCUAGAUUUUUACAUUGGCCUACCCUUGGAGGAGAAUUAUCGUACUGCAAGAGUUCUGGGAGGUGGUACAAACGUUAUAGCGUCUUUACUUCAAGGUUUGAGAAGCCCCACAAACAGACAGAUCUUACUUCACAUGGUGAAAAACGAUCUCUUCUUGCGCAUUAUUGAAAACUCAGGACUUGGAGAUGUAGCAGUUUUCAACAAUCCAUACAACAGACGAGUAGAAUUACCAUCUGCUUUCGGCAUAGGUACUGCAGAAUCUGUUGCCAAGUUGUUCGGUAUUCUUGCCGCGGGCGGUGUGGAUAGCCGGACGAACGAAACUCUUAUUUCGCCGUCAACGAUUGGCAAACUGUUCACUUCUGGCACACCCACCUUCGACGAAACGCUUGGCGUACCGAUUGCAUUUAAUCUGGGUCUAAUUGCAGUUGACUUGGUUGGUGGAGAGAUGCUGUAUGGUCAUAACGGUGCAGGAGGCCAGUUAGCAUUUGCAGAUACCAAAAACCAGCUUGGAAUUGGAUUUGUGAGCAGUGCUUUAUCUCCUUAUUUCAUCCGUGACGACCCAAGAACGGAUGCUCUGCUUGCUGCUCUAUACAAAUGCAUACAAUCAAUAGAGAACACUUAAAGAACAUUAGAGUGAAGAAAGGACUUUACUUCUUGAGAGAGUUUUCGAACUGUCACGAGGACAAAACCGGAUUUAAAAAUUUGGUUUACUACUAUUACAUAGAUGCAUCAACGGAAAAAACAGACCUAUACAUCUAUGAUCUUCGUCUUCGUGAUAGGCUGCAGAGCCCUUUGAAGAUUACAGCAGAUGAUGAUGAUGAUGAUGAUCAUUCUACUAAAAUUAUAUAAUGUUUUCUCUUUUAAUUCCAUAUAAAUGAACUGCUAUUAUCUGAAUUCUCUUUAGGCAAUAAUUACAUACUCCUUUGAUAGAAGUUCCAUGGAAAUAUAUUGAAGAUGUACGAUAAAAGUGUUACGCUCAUACACAUCGAUUGCUUUGUCUAAUGUGAAUUCAUAUUUAAUCAUCCUUAUAUUCUGAAUGACUCCUAAAUGAUCAUUUUAUAUCAAGUAUCGUUAUUAAAGAAAAAUAUCUGACUACAAA